UCAGCCAAUCAAACGGCAGCUCUUCCGUCUCGGGGUGACCGACAGACGGGGGGUACGCGGAUGCUGUCGGAGCUCCAAAGAGACGACAAUGACAAGAACAUGAUCAACGCUGAUGGCUUCUCAAAAUGCGAGGAAACCAGGCAAGAGAGAGGCCGGCGGAGGCCCCCCGCAGAGACGCUUCACCUGCUGUCCGCUGUCAUUGUGUGGCUGGUGACCGGAACCACCAUCUCCAGCCUCAACAAAUGGAUUUUUGCUGUUUACAACUUCAGGUACCCCCUGCUGCUGUCAGCGUUGCACAUGCUGACAGCCAUAGUUGUGGACUACGGGCUGAUCAAACUGCGGGUGAUCCACCACGGAGAUCCCGUGGAACAGGAUCUGUCCAUCAACGCCAAGUGUAAAGUGUUCCUGUUGAGUCUGACGUUUUGCUCCAGUAUCGCCUUCGGGAACAUCGGGCUGAACUAUGUCCAGCUGUCAUUUGCACAAAUGAUUUACACCACCACUCCGCUCUUCACGCUCAUCAUCUCCACGCUGAUCCUGGGGAAGCAGCAUCACAUCAUCAAAUACACAGCCAUGAUGCCCAUCUGCCUGGGCGCUUCCUUCAGCAUCAUGGGAGAAGUCCAAUUCGAUCAGACCGGCUGCUUCUUUGUGGUCGCUGCGACCAUGUUGAGGGGCGUCAAAUCUGUUCAACAGAGCAUUCUUCUUCAGGAGGAGAAAAUCAACUCUGUUUUCCUGCUUUACCUGAUGUCCAUUCCCAGUUUCUGUAUCCUGGCUGUGGCCGCUCUGGCUUUGGAAAACUGGGCCUUGCUUGAGUCGCCGUUCCAUUACGACUGCCACCUCUGGGUGUUCAUCGUGCUCAGCUGCCUGGGCUCGGUCAUGUACAACUUGGCCAGCUGCAUCGUCAUCACCCUUACCUCAGCCGUCACGCUGCACAUCCUCGGCAACCUGAACGUGGUGGGAAACCUGCUGCUGUCUCAGCUGCUCUUCGGCAGCGAGCUGUCCACGCUGAGUUGCGCCGGCGCUGUGCUGACGUUGUCCGGCAUGCUCAUCUAUCAAAACUCCGAGUUUAUCGUCAGCUACCUGGAUGCACGCCAAGCUAACGCUAAAGGGGCAGAGCGGCUGGAUUUUCACAAUCCACAAAGCGAGAACUUUGGUCACGCUCAUGGUUCUGAGAUGUUGUGUCCUCAGGGAAGUACAGAUGGGACGCAGAAAGACAAGACGGACUGAGCUGGAAGGGUGAAGGGGAGAGUAAACUGUUGAACUUUCAAAUUGUAUACUCCGAGUGUUCGAAUCGCAGAGCUCAUUAUGACCUUGUGAGGUCAGAGUUUGUGUGACCUUGUGAGGCCAUCCUUACUGAUGAUGUGCCACAUCUUUUAAACCUCAGUUUAUUAUUAUUAUUAAUUUAUUUGUUUAGUUACCUUCACACUCUGCCAUCUUAUUUCUGCUUUGGUCACAAAGUCUUCACUUAUUUCAGUGAAUGAUAAAUUCUCUCCUGUGUGUGUGUGUGUGCGUGCGUGUGUGUGCGUGCGUGUGUCACACCCGCACAGCCUGGAGCAGAAUAUGCAUGCAUGAGCACACUUUAGCUCUCUGAUACCUCAUCAGGUGAUCAAACUGUCAAACUAUUUCACUGUGAAAGUGUCCUCUUUGUCAUAGGGCUCAAAAUGCAGUUUUAAACAGGGGGUGUAGGUUUUGUAGAAUAUUAUAAUGUGGUGGUGGAGGAGGAAGCACUCUGCCUGAAGUUGGAACAGGCACAAUUUGUAUUUAAAAAAAACCAAACAAUUAAAAGCUAUAUUUAUGGUACUAAUAACUGGCAGGCACCUGGUCCUGCUAUAGGAAAUGGUUUUUGGGCAGCUUUGUUGUUGUUGUUGUUAUUUAUUGUGUGACUGCCAGUGGGGGGCACAAUUCAGCUAACCAGCUAACAGCUAAUUUGGGGAAGCUAGCUUUUUCAAUAAUGGGUUAGCUUUUCAGCUAACUUAAAAAAGCUUAAUGGACCAGUUAGCUUCCACAAGAUUCAUUUCAACUAAGUUUAAGUGAGCUAAAGUUUAGUUGUCAAAAAUGUUUGUAAGCUCUAAAAUCAAACAUAUUUGUUCCUUGGUUAUCAUUUUGUGGAACCUCCAUGAUGACACUUCAACAUAUUAAAAUUUCAGCCCUGUAGUUUUUCAGUGUUUUAGAGAGAGAGAGAAAAAAAAGCCCAAGCUAAAUUCAUAUAAUAAAAGUUAGCAGUAGCUUGAGCUAAGUAUUUUAGCAUCUGAGGAUUAUCACAGUUAACAUUUCAGUUAGCGGGUUAGCAGUGAUUGAAGCUAACUUUUAGCUUAGCUGUGCCCACCACUGGUAACUAGCUUCUUAAAUAUUCGAGCUGUUGUGUUUGUAGGGGAUAAUACUUUUGUUAAAGUUCUGGACACAUGCAGGACAACAUUUCUGUGCAAUAGCGUGGUUUGCCAGUCCUCCUUCUGAGUCCUGGGCUCAGUUAUUUUGUCUUUGUCCCAUUGUCGUCUCACUUUUUGACUUUUUCAGUUAAGUCCUACAUUUUGUUCUCAUACCAACUUGAAAAACCUCUGUGGAAUUGAUCCAAUUAUUUCAGCCUCUCUGCAGCGUAGCUCUAUAAUUAGACUUGUAUGCUCUGUAAGGAGUGCCACUCAACUUUAACCCCGUGGAAGACAUGAGCUGUGUGUUCUUGUCACAUCUUAAAAAUGAAAAAAACUGGUGUCAAAAGUUAAUUCACCAGCACGUAUAAUUUCUGCAGGACAGUAUUUUGUCAGUAUUUUUGUUUGAGUAAAAUAUUUAUUUUUGGGUGGCCAUAAGAUCCAACAGUUUUCUAAUAUUUUUAGACUUUAACCCUUCGGUUUCUUGCAACCUUAUUACUGUAUGCUAGUAUAAAUAGUCUCCUGCUGGAAAGGGGACUCAGAAUGAUUUUUGAAUCUUGCAUUCAGGAAAUGAUUGUGGAUUCUGUCCAGGCUGUAAAAUGUCGUACAAGGUGGAUCCUGUGUCAAGGAUCCUAUGAGUCUAGAGCAGGCAUAGAGUCAAGACCUUCACAUUAUGUGAGGGUCUUUGUUAUCUGAUCCGUGUAUUACUGUAGUGAGAGGUACAUCCCAACAUGUUCCUGGGUGUUGGACUCAGUCACUGAGUGCCUCACCCCUAAUUCAAUUUGGGAUUUUCAUGGACAGGGUCUUAAGUGAGUAGCUGUUAUUUUAGUUUCAAGCUUGCACUAAACACUUUUUGCAGGGGAUGUAGUUCUGCUGGCUUAGAACAUGGAACGCAAUGGAAAUAGUAGUUGUCACUUCAGAUGGAUGUGGUAAGAGACAGAUUGGAUAGUUAAUCACAGACAGAAGUGGCACAGUGUCCUUCUGGACAAGAUGUUCUAGGAAGCUCCAAGUGGACCCAGAACACACUGGCGAGAUUACAUGUCCAAUUUGGCCGUGUGAGUCUGCGCUUGCUGAAAAUAUCAUAAAUGUUCCGGAAUACCGCUCAAAACUCUCAGCUGUGUGUACAUUAGCUGUAUCAAAUGUUUACACUGGAAACUUGUUUCUGUCACACUGUUAAGCUGAUUCUCUCUGUGAACCUGACACCAUCUGUUUCAUCGUCUCAUAUGCUCAACUCUCAGUCAAAAACAAAGCAAUACGGAGGAUUGUAUGGCAAAAGAUUUCACUUGAUGUGUCUGCGAUUUCAAAUUUCAAGGGUGCCAUUUAUAGCUCAGAUAAAAUGUCUUGCUGUCUUUGUUGGAGUUAUGAUUUUGAAUACUCAGAAGGGCAGAUUUCAACCAGGUUUAAUCAUUAUGGAGAGCAGAAUGUGUCCCUGGUUAUCCAGUGCUGAGUACUUCAACUGCUUUGUGUUUAUUGGGUUGAGUCAUCUCGUUUUGCAUUCUUAGUUUGGGCAGUUAGACAAGUUUAUUUGCACUGACAAGUUAGAACGCCCUUAAAUCUGAUGGUUUCUGUGUAUAGUGUGGAUUUUUUUGCAAAGCUCCUUGGGUGUAAAUAUUUUUUAUUUAUGGAUUUUAUCAUCAUAAAGGUGGAAGAAUG
This is a messenger RNA of Thalassophryne amazonica, 4013 nucleotides long. It is a transcript of the gene slc35e4, whose product is annotated as solute carrier family 35 member E4. The coding region runs from base 61 to 1224 and encodes 387 amino acids. The transcript is spliced from 3 exons. Gene Ontology annotation, molecular function: antiporter activity. The record is from RefSeq and is a predicted model, not a curated record. Lineage: Eukaryota; Metazoa; Chordata; Actinopteri; Batrachoidiformes; Batrachoididae. Gene Ontology annotation, cellular component: Golgi apparatus.